Messenger RNA from Diaporthe citri, 2103 nucleotides. RefSeq lists its product as uncharacterized. The transcript is spliced from 2 exons. The coding region runs from base 1 to 2103 and encodes 700 amino acids. NCBI's taxonomy places the organism in Eukaryota, Fungi, Ascomycota, Sordariomycetes, Diaporthales, Diaporthaceae. The record is from RefSeq and is a predicted model, not a curated record.
AUGCUAAAAGUGGACGAAAUGGCCCCCGUAAUGGAUAUACGACAGGAAGACAAGGAAGUCCGAGCAGGUCUGCGGCGGAAAUACUUGCGGCAGCGACUGGCGCGGAUCGACACCCCGCAGAGAGAUCCACGACGUGACCUCACCGUGGUAACCAGUGGACGGAAUCUUCGCAGGCAGGAUGUGGUCGAAGUCGAGGACGAGGACGACAGUGACGAGGAGGAGGCAGGGAAAGCUCGUGAAGGCACCAAGAACAGGCAGGGCAAGGAUUCGGACUCCGACGACGACGACGACGAGCAUCACAAUAAACAGCCUGUGGCGACACUCGCACUGCCUCCGCCGGACUCUCCCUCGCCGACCGUACAGUCGUUCCCUCCUCUGCAGCUGGCGCCCUCAACCUCCACGUCUUUGAUGGCUCCUGCAACCCACACAACGCCCGCGACGCCGCCUACUCCAACCUUUCCAGUUCUCCCGCCGCCACCUCCAGCCGUUAUCACUAUGCCGCCGACCACUGUUGUAAUGACUUCCACUAUUGUGGCCACGCCAAAACCGUCCGCCAACGCCCCUGUCGUCAACAACCCUCAAGUCGAACCUCCGCCCUGGACAACGUCUUCGUCGAUCUCCCUGAUGACUACUCAGCCGCUCUCGCUCGUGUCGUCGAUCUCGGUCAGCUCCCAGCCCAGGAAAGGAGUUGGAAACCCGGAAACAAUAUCGUCUCCAACCUCCUCGCCAACGUCCACCGAGACUUCCACCCAGACUACACCAUUCGCCUUCGAGAAGAGUACGCCCACACCAACCGUCUCUCUCGAAGAUGUGAAAUAUGGCAACGACGGCGGCCGUGAUCGGGAUCAGGGGCCGCCUCCGCGAGGACUGGACACCACUGCUGAGCACGCACUCAUCUCAGCGGGAUCGAUUGGUGGGUUCAUCAUCGUCUGCUUUAUUUGCUGGAUGGCAUGGCGCAUGGUCAAAAAGUCCAAGGCCAAGGAUAAUGGCUCCUACGGCAAUCAGCCGCCACCGAACCAGCUCCUCGCCAAGGUCCCAUACUUUGGUCGCGGGCAGCGAGUUUGGCAAGAGAUGGAUGACGGCCCAAAUGAUAUGCGCAGUGCACCACCACAUUACGAGAAGACCAACUCAAUGGGACAAAUCUCGGAGAUCUACUCCAUGUAUGACCCGAGGUCGCAGACGCAGUCGAUGGCAAAGCAAGGGCCACUGGUAUUGCCUCAGCUGCAAACCAACUUCUCCCCUUCCAGCAACUUCAACAACAACCCAUUCUCUGCGACAUCUGGUUCCAUGCAGAAUCCCCGAAGUGCUUCGAGUCCAUUGCACAUGCAGACAGCCUCGCCUCAGUCCCAAAUGAGCCAGCAGCCCCUCGCAAAUAUGCCCCCGCAGCUUCAACCAGGUUUCUCCCCGGCCAGCAACUUCAAUCCAUUCAUGGGAAACCCAUCCGCAGAUGGAUCCAACACUAUGAGCCCGAAUGGCACACUCCAGUAUGGGUCAUUGCAGACUACCGGAACAAUGCAGAGUGUUGGAACCACACAAGCAAUGGGAACGAUGCAGACGGUUGCGUCGACCACUACGGAUCGGUCGCGUAUGCAAGAUCCGUUCUUCAACCAGUCUGAGCUCGCCCGACAACCCUCUGACGCGUACGACCCGAACAGACGUCAAGUUUACCGCGCGUCGGAGCUGUCGUCCUUGUCCUCAGGUUUUGGCGACGAAGACAUCAUCGUUCCUGCUCCCGCCGCCACGCGGCAGCCCGGUGUUCCAGGCGCUUCCCGUCUCAGCUACCAGCAAACACCCAGCGUCAGCCGGAAGAACAGUGUCGCCAAUGUCAGCGAGGCUGGAAACAGCAACCGCGAUACAGUUUACACUACGACAAGCGAGGACAUGCCUCCAAGGUUUAGAACUGUCAACAGCUGGGUGAACCAACAGACGGGACGGGUCCGUAGGGCCGAGCAGAGGGCCAACGAAGACAUCCCGCCCGUGCCUACGAUGCCGGCGGAGGAGAGAUACACAAUGAUGAUGGAUGACGAGGAGCCCAGGCGACCAGAUACGGCUGCGGCCCCUGUACCAGACCUCCCUGCAGAGUUCAAAGAGACGAAGCCAUGA